This is a messenger RNA of Choloepus didactylus (southern two-toed sloth), 4035 nucleotides long. RefSeq names its product myogenesis regulating glycosidase (putative) (gene MYORG). Gene Ontology annotation, molecular function: hydrolase activity, hydrolyzing O-glycosyl compounds. The transcript is spliced from 2 exons. NCBI's taxonomy places the organism in Eukaryota, Metazoa, Chordata, Mammalia, Pilosa, Megalonychidae. The record is from RefSeq and is a predicted model, not a curated record. Gene Ontology annotation, biological process: skeletal muscle fiber development; carbohydrate metabolic process. Bases 281 to 2425 code for a protein of 714 amino acids.
CGCCAAGGGCGGGGCUGCACUCGGAGGAGGCGAGACUGGACCGGCCCGGCGGGGCCGAGUGGCCCGAGGGCGGGGCCCGAGGAGGGCCCCCGCUCUCCCCAGGCGGCUGCGCCGCGCGGCGCGCCGUGGCAUCUCAACUCCGGCUGGCUCGAAGGUGAUCUGCGGGAGCCCCCCCUUCACUCCCACUUUUGCGGGGCCGUCACUGCCACUCCCAAAGACCAGGUUCAGAUGGGCUUGGUGGAGUGGCCCCACUGCCCGCUCCUUCCUUAGCUGGGAACUGAUGCCCGGGGGCCCUCAGGAGAAGAGCCAGGCCUACCCCCGCUGCCGCCCUGGUAGCCACGCGGGCCAGAAGAGCCCCGAGGACGCUGCAGCUGCUGCCAUGUACACUUUCCUGCCCGACAAUUUCUCGCCUGCCAAGCCCAAGCCCUCCAAAGAGCUGAAGCCGCUGCUGUGCUCCGUGGUGUUGGGGCUGCUGCUGGUGUUGGCCGCAGUCGUGGCCUGGUGCUACUACAGUGCCUCUCUACGCAAAGCAGAACGCUUGCGGGCCGAGCUGCUGGACCUCAACCGGGGCGGCUUCUCCAUCCGCAACCAGAAGGGCGAGCAGGUCUUCCGCCUGGCCUUCCGCUCGGGAGAGCUAGAUCUCGACUCCUGCAACCGCGACGGCGCCCUCCUUGGUUGCUCACGCACGGCCCAAGGGCGCCCACUGCACUUCUUCAUCCAGACUGUGCGACCCAAGGACACGGUCAUGUGUUACCGCGUGCGCUGGGAGGAAGCAGCACCUGGGCGCGAGGUGGAGCAUGCCAUGUUCCUGGGCGAUUUGACGGCGCACUGGUACGGCGGUGCUGAGAUGAAGACGCAGCACUGGCCCAUCCGCUUGGACGGCCAGCAGGAGCCACAACCCUUUGUCACCAGCGAUGUCUACUCCUCCAGCGCCGCCUUUGGGGGCAUCCUUGAGCGCUACUGGCUGUCAUCGCGUGCAGCCGCCAUCAAGGUCAACGACUCGGUGCCCUUCCACCUGGGCUGGAACAGCACAGAACGCUCGCUGAGGCUGCAGGCGCGCUACCACAACACACCCUACAAGCCGCCCACUGGGGGCACCGCAGCGCCUGAGCUCAGCUACCGGGUGUGUGUGGGCUCGGACGUCACCUCCAUCCACAAGUACAUGGUGCGGCGUUACUUCAACAAGCCGUCGAGGGUGCCGGCACCCGAGGCCUUCCGGGACCCCAUUUGGUCCACGUGGGCUCUGUACGGGCGCGCUGUGAACCAGACCAAGGUGCUGCAUUUCGCCCAGCAGAUCCGCCAGCACCGAUUCAACAGCAGCCACCUGGAAAUCGACGACAUGUACACUCCCGCCUAUGGCGACUUCGACUUCGACGAGGCCAAGUUCCCCAACGCCAGCGACAUGUUUUGCAACCUGCACGAUGCCGGCUUCCGCGUCACGCUCUGGGUGCACCCGUUCAUCAACUACAACUCGUCGCGCUUCGGCGAGGGCGUGGAGCGCGAACUGUUCGUGCGCGAGCCCACUGGCCGGCUGCCAGCGCUAGUGCGCUGGUGGAACGGCAUCGGCGCCGUGCUUGACUUCACGCGCCCGGAGGCCCGCGACUGGUUCCAGGGGCACCUGCGGCGGCUGCGCUCACGCUACUCUGUGUCCUCCUUCAAGUUCGAUGCAGGCGAGGUCAGCUACCUGCCGCAGGACUUCAGCACAUUCAGGCCGCUGCCCGACCCCAGUGUGUGGAGCCGGCGCUACACCGAGAUGGCACUGCCCUUCUUUUCGCUGGCCCAGGUCCGCGUGGGCUACCAAUCACAGAACAUCUCGUGUUUCUUCCGCCUGGUGGACCGCGACUCGGUGUGGGGUUACGACCUGGGGCUGCGCUCGCUCAUCCCCGCGGUGCUCACCGUCAGCAUGUUGGGCUACCCAUUCAUCCUGCCAGACAUGGUGGGCGGCAACGCGGUGCCCGGGCGGAUGGCGGGCAGCGGCGAUGAGCCGGAGCGCGAGCUCUACGUGCGCUGGCUGGAGGUGGCCGCCUUCAUGCCCGCCAUGCAGUUCUCCAUCCCGCCCUGGCGCUAUGACGCCGAAGUGGUUGCGAUCGCGCACAAGUUCACCGCGCUGCGGGCCUCGCUCGUGGCGCCGCUAUUGCUUGAGCUGGCGGGUGAAGUCACCGACACCGGCGACCCCAUCGUGCGCCCUCUCUGGUGGAUUGCGCCUGAUGACGAAACGGCUCACCGCACUGACUCGCAGUUCCUUAUCGGGGACACGCUACUUGUGGCGCCCGUGCUGGAGCCGGGGAAGCAGGAGCGCGACGUCUACCUUCCCGCCGGCAAGUGGCGCAGUUACAAGGGCGAGCUUUUCGACAAAACGCCAGUGCUGCUUACCGACUACCCCGUUGACCUGGACGAGGUCGCCUACUUCAUCUGGGCGUCCUGACCGGCCCAGGCCACUGGGCCACGGGAACCCCACAGUUCUAACCCCGAGCCUUCUUCCAGGCCCUUAACCUUCCAUCACAGCAGCUUGGUGUACCCCCAGGAACCCUGUGUCCCCCACUAAGUGGGUGUUGACAGUAAAUGUGCUCAAGCAGGGGCCUGGGAGAGGGGGCGCCAACCUCCCACUCCAAAGUACAAUCUUAACCCCACUCCCCCUUCCCUUCCACACUUAACUCCAGUCUGCAGAAACCUCCUCCCUGGGGUGGGAAUGAGAGAGUUCCGAAGAAAAGGGUCAGCCGUCUUCCUGUUCCACACUUUUUAAAGCACAAAGAGAAACCUGUCCCUCCAUUCUGGCCUGAGUGCCCAUCUUUGUCCUCUUGAGGUGGGGGCUUGAUUUUCUUUAAGAUCCCCAAAUAACUUUUUGCCACAAUUAGAAAGGGCACAUUCUUAAUGUUGGAAGCCAGGCCCUGAGUUCCCAACACUGGCCCUGGCCUCUGAGUCUGAACUGUGGCUGACCUGGGGAGAAAGGAUGAUAUGCUUGGCCAACAAGGAGGAAGGAGGUCCCAGGGGACCAGAGGACUGGUCUCAGCAUGGAGCCAGCAUUAUUGUCCCGUUUAUGAAGAGACUGCGAAUACUGCACUGACCCAUAUCCGUGUACACGUGUGGGUUCAGCCCUGGGCCAGGGCCCUGAACCCUGGCCUGAAUGACACAGAUUUGCAGGGCCAUGCAGUGCCAGGACUUGAUGCCUUAACUCACGAACCUGUGUGUGUGUAUGAGAGAGAGAGGAGAGAGAGAGAGAGGGAGAGAGUGAGAGCAAGCAAGAGAGAGAGAAAGAGAGAGACUAUGUAUCCCUGAGUCAAUGGAAUGAACACAACAUCCCUGAGGUUCUAUAAGCCUGGGGGGGGGGUGGGGGAGGGAAGGGGCAGGGAGCAAAUUUGAGACUGUGCUUGUUGAGCCUGCCCCCUUCCCAGAUGGAGUCCCUGAGACUCUGGUAGGAAAUCAGAAGCCCUUUCAAGAUUCCUCAGCCACCUGCAGACAUGGCAAGGGUGUGGCCUAAAAGGGAGAGCAGAUCUUAUUCUGGUGGCAGUGUGCUGCAGCACAGCACAUGAGCUGCACGCACACACUGACGCCUCCUAAUACACACACAGGGAAGGUCUUUCAUCUCAGCCAUUUUCCCUUGCUAAGUAGAACAACCUUGGCCAGAGUGAGAUCUUCCUGACUUUGUAGCUGGGUCUUGAGGAGGAGUGGCUUGCCAGAGAGGAGUGGUGGGAAACAGGGUGGGGCUCAGCUUCCCUCAACAGCUCUGACAGCAAAACCAGCUCCCUACCCCCUGGAGUCUCUUUAACCACUCCCCACCCCCUUUAUUUUCUCAGGGUGGUGAGUGCCUGAUGAAAGCUUUGGGGUGCCUAUUUUGAAUGCCAGUUUUACCACUCAUCCACAAGCUGUGUGAACUUGAGCAUGCUGCUUAACCUCUCUGAGCCUUGGUUUCUUUAUCUGUAAAAUGGUGAUAAUAAUGCCUACCUCCUAGGUGGUUGUGAGAAUUGUAAGCACAGAUGUAUGUAAAGUGCCUGGCAUAAAGUAGGUGCUCAAUAAAAGGUAGCUAUUAAAUCAUAA